Molecule: messenger RNA, 7554 nt
Organism: Clonostachys byssicola
Lineage: Eukaryota; Fungi; Ascomycota; Sordariomycetes; Hypocreales; Bionectriaceae
Source: the annotation of a GenBank genome assembly
AUGGUUCACGACUUCAACGAAACCGACGAUGCAUCCACGCUUGGUUUCACAUUACCUCAACUUCUUCAAGUCAACUCAACUUGCCAUCACAAGACAGCCGUUGUCUGUGCCAACACUUCUUUAAGUUAUGCCGACUUGCAUGCCCGGGCGAAUCGCCUGGCAGACUGGUUCGGCAGGCGCGGCAUUGGGCCCGGAUGUCUUGUCGGUGUUGCAUUAGACCGCUCUGUGGACCUGGUCGUCGUGUUCCUGGCAGUGCUGCAAUCCGGAGCGGCUUACGUGCCCUUGGAUCCAGCUUUCCCAGCAGAACGACUGAACCAAAUGAUUCAAGAUGCAAAGCUCGAGCUUCUCGUUGCCGAAGCCAACAUCUUGGAGUCGAUGACACAGAACGAUAUUGAGACGUGCAACAUUGAAGACGUGCAAGAGGCAAUUAAAUCAGAUGAAGACUACUACCGGCAUACAGACGUGCAAAUACGGCCAGAGGAUCUCGCUUUCGUCAUCUACACAUCCGGCUCUACGGGGAGGGCCAAAGGCGUGGAGAUCAGUCACGGAGCUGCGUGUAAUUUCAUCCUGUCACUACUCAAGGAGACCGGACACAACGGAGGUGACCGCAUGCUGGCCAUUGCACCCGUCUCCUUUGAUAUGGCCUUCUACGAACUGAUCCUGCCACUGGCAUGCAGUGGCACCGUCGUUAUUGCACAGGCAAACCAGUUGAAAGACCCGACCGCCUUGCUGGGACUCAUGGAAGAACAUGCAAUCACCGUCGUGUCGGCAACGCCAACAAGGUGGCAGAUGCUCAUCGAUUCCGGGUGGGGAACUGCCCCCAAGCUGAAGAUCAUCAUGUCCGGUGGGGAGGUUCUGUCUCGCCAACUUGCAGAGCGUCUGCUUGAUUACAGCGAGAGGGUCUUCAACGGAUAUGGGCCGACAGAGGCCACUGUUUGCACAUCUGUCUGGCGAGUACGGCGUGGUCAAGACGUCAUCGUCGGGCGCCCUCUGGCCAAUGUUCGACUGUACGUGCUGGGCCCGGAUCUUGCUCCGGUUCCGGAAGGCUGCUCUGGCGAGCUUUACAUCGCGGGCGCUGGACUUGCUCGCGGCUACCGCCACAACCCGGAACUAACCAGUUCUGCAUUUGUUCGUGACCCCUUCCAUGAGGGUAGAAUGUACCGCAGUGGGGAUAUUGCUCGUUUCUUGUCUUCCGAUGAGCUGGUGGUAUUGGGCCGUGCGGAUGGCCAAGUAAAAGUCCGCGGCAAUCGGGUCGAAAUUGGUGAUAUUGAAUCGGCCAUGACAGCUCAUCCUUGUGUCUCUGCCGCUAUAGUAAUCUCUGAUGGUGAUCGGCUAACUGGUUAUUAUGCACGGGCUGCAAAGAAGAAUGGCCAAGAAUUACCGGAGAACGCUGAAGAGCCCAUGAAAUUUCAAGGGCUACUUCGCGACUGGCUGGCCAAGCAACUUCCUUCCUACAUGAUACCAGCAUUCCUAGUUGAGCUUCAGGCCUUCCCUGUCACAGUUAAUGGCAAAAUUGAUCGUACAAAGCUCUCUCAGCCAGUGGCGGGCUUCCAACUACCAGCCGAAAUGGGGCGAUGGACGGAGAUGCAGCGCCAAGUAUGGUUCAUUUGGUCGAAUGUACUAGGUCAUAGUCAAAUUGAUUUGGAUGACAAUUUCUUCCAUAAGGGAGGCGACUCUGCCCGGGUGGUCCAAGUCCAUGCAGGGCUCCUGAAGCUCCUUGGCAAGCCAGUGAUGCUGGCAAAGCUAUUCGAGCAUUACACGAUCAGGACGUUAACAGCGCACCUGACCAGUAACGACAGGGCCGAGGAGGAUCUCCCCGUGCAAGAACAACACACUCAUAGUGAUGGGAGGAAAGAGCCCAUUGCUGUCAUUUCCAUGGCAUGUCGUCUCCCCGGAGGGGUUGAUACACCCGAGGAAUUUUGGGAGCUUUUAGAAAGCGGCAAGGACGCCAUCGUCGACGUCCCCAAGGACCGAUGGGAUGUCGAUGCUGUGUAUGAUGCAGACCCCGAUGCCCCAGGCAAGACGUACUGCCGCACAGGCUGCUUCCUGACCUCCAUCAACUCCUUUGAUCCCCCAGCAAUCGGCAUCACCCCCCUUGAAGCAGGCCAAAUUAGCAAAGAGCAGCUGGUUAUGCAUGAGACUUGUUGGGAAGCUUUCGAACGCGCGGGCUACACAACUCAGCAGCUAAAUGGAAGUCGAACAGGCGUGUACCUUGGUCUGAUCAACGCCCCUGCCUAUAGCGUAAACGGGGCAGGUGAAUCACUCCAUCAUGGCGGUACGGGAGGCAUUGGCAGCAUGGCAUCGGGUCGCAUAUCGCACACGCUGGGCCUGGAAGGCCCUUCAUUAACUAUAGACACAGCAUGCUCGUCGUCUCUCGUCGCAACACACCUAGCGAUCAAUGCUCUGCAACAAGGCGAGUGCGACAUGGCCAUCGCCGGAGGCGUCAAUUUGCUGCUCACGCCCGCACUACAUGUCGAGUUCAGCCGUCUCGGUGCCAUGUCGCGUGACGGCCGAUGCAGGGCUUUCGCGUCCGAUACAGGAGGGACUGGCUGGGGAGAAGGCUGCGCUGCCGUUGUUCUCAAGCGCCUCUCCGACGCUGAGCGCGACGGCGAUGAGGUGCUCGCAAAGUUGCGUGGAAACGCCGUCAAUCACGAUGGGCACAGCUCUAACCUUACCGCUCCAAGCGGUUCGGCACAGAGGCGUCUCAUCCUCGCAGCUCUUGCCUCAUCAGGCUUGCGGCCAAACGACAUCGACUACAUCGAGGCUCAUGGCACGGGCACCAAAUUGGGUGACUCUAUCGAGGCCACAGCCCUUGCGGAGGUUUUUGGUGGCAGUCGCUCAGAGGAUACUCCUCUAUGGGUGGGUUCGGCGAAGUCCAAUGUCGGCCACACUCAAGCGGCUGCUGGUAUGGUGGGAUUGCUGAAGGUCGUAUUGGCUAUGCAACAUGGAAUUUUGCCCCAGAGUCUUCAUGUUGAACAGCCGACCACCACAGUAGAUUGGGAGAGUGCCGGUAUGGCUGUGGUACAGACCAAGCAGCCAUGGGCGCCAACCAAAACCCGGCCACGGCGAGCCGGUGUCAGCGCUUUCGGUGUGAGUGGUACAAAUUCUCACAUCAUCGUGGAAGAAGCACCAAAGUUAGCUGGCGUGAACACGCCGCGAGAAUCUGUCUCAGCUUCGUUGCCAAACUCGCUUCCCGUGUUAAUAUCCGGCCGCAGCAAGGCUGUCCUGCGCCAACAAGUUCGAAAGCUUCGCUCGUAUCUUAGAAGCAGAGAUGCUAGAGAUAUCUGCCUCGCUGAUGUUGCAUUUUCGUUAGCAACCAGUCGCAACCACUAUGGCCAGAGGCUAGCGUUCAUGGUAGGGAGCUUGGCACAGCUUGACGAGAAGUUGUCGCUCGAACUGGCGGCCCAAGAAGCACCGGCUGGCUUUACCCACGAGGCCGGUAAUCCUUGCAUCGCCAUGCUCUUCACCGGUCAAGGUGGUCGUCUUCUACAAAUGGGAAGAGAGCUUGCUUCUUACCAUCCAGUCUUCAGAGCAGCUGUGGACGAGGUUGCAGGACACUUUGAAGGUCGACUCCAGGAUGUAAUAUGGGCCGAUCCAGACAGUGAGAAUGCUGCAGUACUUCGGCGCACAGACUAUGCCCAGCCGGCCUUGUUUUCGAUCCAGGUUGCGCUAUGGCGAUUGUGGAACAGUUGGGGGGUGCAGCCACAGUUUGUCUUGGGGCACAGCGCGGGCGAGCUGGCCGCGGCACAUGUUGCUGGGAUCAUGGAUCUUCCUGAUGCCUGUCGAUUGGUGACGGCACGCAGCCGGCUCAUGCAAGCCGUGGAUCAGGCGGGCAAGAUGGCGGCCUUGAAGGUUGGCCCUUCGGAGACUCGCGAGGCAAUCGUGGAGCUGGAUAUUGGUCACAAAGUCAGCAUUGCGGCCUACAACAGCUCGGAGGAGACCGUCGUUUCUGGGGAUGUAGACGCAGUCGAGGCUUUGUGCGAUUACGCGUCGAGGCAAGGUCACGGUUCCAAAGUGCUUGAGGCCUCUCAUGCUUUCCACUCCUGCCACAUGGAUGGCAUGCUUGCAGACUUGCAGGCGGUUGCUGGGACGCUGCAUUUUCAUCCACCAAAGGUAGCCGUGGUCAGUACGCUGACGGGCAAAUUAGCGGAGCCCGGACAGCUCGAGCAACCGGCGUACUGGGUGCAACAAGUCCGGGAAGCAGUCCGCUUCAGCGAUGGAAUUAGAGAGCUGUCCAAUCACGGCGCGAACACCUUCAUCGAGCUGGGUCCUUCUCCCACAUUGUGUGGCAUGGGAGCGGCGUGCCUCUCCAGCGAAACCUUGCGUGGGGAUGCCGGAUGUGAGCCUGCAUGGCUGCCGUCACUCGUUCCCAAGAAAGGUGAUGUGACGGUGAUUCAGAAGAGCCUCGCUGACCUGCAUGCUCGCCACGUUAACAUCAACUGGAAAGCAUACUUUGAGCCAUUCAGUUGCAAGCGAGUGCGUCUCCCAACAUACGCCUUCCAGCGAGAGGUCAUAGGGCAGAACGAGGCAGCGGUAAAGUCGGACGUCAAUGGACACGCCACGACUUCGUCUCAGGGCACCAAACUCCCAGUAACAGGCUCUUUCCCACUGGAAAUUAAGUGGAAUCCAAUCGACGUCGAAAACGUACGCCCAACACAGGGAAUAUGGGGUUUGUGCGAAUCGACAGGUACGGAAUCAUUGACAGACUACGUGAGAAACGCUUUGUCGACCGUUGAAGGCUUGAGGCUUGUCCCGGUCAAUGACCUGGAGGAAGUUGCAAGCUUAGAUGGAUUGAUAUGUCCCUGGGAGUCAGACGCCGCCAGCCAUACUCCAAGCCAGGCAGGCCAACUCACGAUGAAAGCUCUCACGCAGCUCCAGAAAGUGUCCUCAGUCCAAUUCUCAAAGCCGGUAGUAUGGGUCACACGGCAAGCCAUUGGUACUGGCGUCGUCGCCUCGGAGCUACUCCAGGGAAUCGAAGCUGCCCCGUUAUGGGGUCUGAUGCGGUCAGUCCGGGGUGAGCAGUCAGAAAUGCGCCUGCGCCUGGUCGACCUGGACGCGGAGACGGGGGCAACAGGGGCAGCAUCCAACAUCAUCAGCUCCAUUAUAGCUCUCAACGAUGAACCCGAAUGCGCGAUUCGCGGAGAUCAAAUCCUCGUGCCCCGCAUAGCGCAUGCCGAGGAGCCAGGGUCAUCCGUUCCCUCGCUGAAAGCAGAGCCUCUGAUCCGUCCAGACGGUGCGGUACUCAUUACCGGUGGUUUGGGAGAUCUUGGAGCACAUAUUGCCCGUUUGCUUGCCAGCCGCCAUGGGGUCCUUGACCUAAUCCUGGUGUCUCGCCGGGGUAUGGCUGCGCCGAAUGCCAAGUCGGUGGUUGCCGAGCUUGCUUCUCUUGGCGCCAAUGCCACUGUCGUCACCGGAAGCGUGGAUGAUCUUGAAAGUAUGCAGCGCAUCAUGGAGUUAUUCAACCAUAGCCGACCCCUUCGCGGUGUUGUCCACACGGCAGGGGUGGCAGACACUGGCAUCCUCUCAACGUUGAAGCCAGAGCGUUGCCCAGAAGUGUUUGCACCCAAGGUAAGCGGCGCCUGGAACAUGCACACACUGACCAAGGACAUGGACCUGGACAUUUUUGUCCUGUUCUCCUCCAUCUCGGGUGUCAUUGGCCUGCCCGGGAUCGGUCUGUACGCUGCGGCGAAUGCCUUUCUGGACGCGCUGGCUCAUCUGCGAAUCGCCACAGGCCUACCAGCAACAUCAAUAGCUUUCGGAACCUGGCAGGGCGAGGGAAUGGCCGCUGGCCAUAGUGGGACGAUUCGUGCGCAUACUUCACAGUUUGGCCGCAGUCCGUUGACCCACGAGGAAGGGCUACGACUUUUCCAUCAAGCAGCCUCGAGCCGCCGAGCGCUCACAGUAGCUACCUCGCUUGAUCUCAAAAGGCUACAGAAUCACUUUGACGAUCGGGGAGGAGUUCCGGCCCUGUUUCGCUCGCUCUUGGGUCAAAGGAGCAGCCAGCCUGGGCAGAAUCUGCGCAAGGCAUGGAGUGCCGCACCUGCAAAGCAAAGGCCAGGCAUUGUACUCCGCAUGGUCCAAGAAACCAUAGCCAGCGCGUUAGCAUUCGCGCACCCAGAUGAGGUGGACGUCCAUAAACGUCUACAAGAUGUUGGGAUCGACUCGCUUACGGCGGUGCUUGUUCGAAACCACCUCAGCGUGCUCACCGGCUUGAAGUUGUCCGCAAAUUUCACAUACCAUCAUCCGAGUGUGAAGGCGCUUAGUGAUCACUUGACAAGCAAAUUGCAGAGUGACUGGGACGCAGAAGACGUUACCCCUACGUCCCUUUUGCCCCAGUCAAGUAACCUAGACCCCGUCACCAAUACGCCACUGUCAACAGAUUCUCCCUCCAUCAGCUUAGCCUCCAUACGUAAGGGCUGUCUGGACGCCUGUCUAAGAUUCGAAAAUGCCACUCAAUGUGUCACCCGUCCCAAGUCUGUUCUUGUAACCGGCUGCACGGGCUUUGUCGGUGCGUUUAUUGUUCAUGAGUUACUGAAGCAGGGCAUCACGGUGUAUUGUCUAGUACGUGCAAAUAACGACCGUCACGCGAGGCAACGAAUGGUCGACACGCUGACCUGGUAUGGGUUAUGGGACGCUCGAUUCAUACCAAUCCUUCACAUCGUUGUAGGGGAUAUAACGCAACCUCUGCUUGGCCUCGGCGAGCAGCUAUUCGAAGAACUAAGUGAAACAGUCGAUGCUAUAUGCCACUCUGCUGGCCUCGUAGAUUGGAUGCGCCCGUUGGAUGACUACGUCGGCCCGAACAUGAUCAGCACGCACGAGGUAUUGCGGUUAGCCUCGCGGGGGCGUGGCAAGGCAGUCCAUCUCGUGUCCACCAUCGCCACACUACCGAUGCAUCUGGGAUGGGACGUUUCCGAAGACCAAUAUGAACAUUCGUACGCGACAUCGAAGAUGAUGGCGGAGCGCAUGGUGUCAGCCGCUCGCUGGCGAGGGGCCAGGGCAUCGGUGUAUCGAAUGCCGUUCGUCUUCGCGUCGUCGACUGGGCAUUUCCGUCUCGACCGUGGCGACUUCUUGCACAAUCUCAUUGCAGGGAGCAUUCAGAUGGGCAGCUUUCCGGUCAUAAAUGCGGACUUGUCGACUGUGCUUCCAGUAGACUACCUAUGCAGAAGCAUGGUUGAUGUCGUAACGCGGGACGUGUCGCGGAUCGGGCGAGACUUCGACUUCAAACACGAGGACGCUCCAUCGUUUGGUGAUUUGUUUGGGAUGAUGGUUGCUGCUGGAGCCGCGAAAGGGACGAUGCCAUUUUCGGACUGGCGUGAAAAAGCGCUUAGUCAUGCCUCAGCUCAUCCAACCAGCUCGCUCGCUCGUAUUGCGACCGUGCUUGAUGACUGUGAUGAAGAAGCAGUCGCCGCCAUGUUUGGUACUCUUCCCCUCGGACCAAAUAUUCUCGAUGGAAACAGGGACAGUGACCAUUCGACUCCUCUAGUUGACGUUCAAUUUGUGGAAAACUACCUUAACAUAAUAUCUGCAUUAUCACGGUCGAAGGCUGAACAUUAA